Messenger RNA from Ornithorhynchus anatinus (platypus), 1763 nucleotides. RefSeq names its product cell division cycle associated 8 (gene CDCA8). The transcript is spliced from 10 exons. The coding region runs from base 65 to 895 and encodes 276 amino acids. Gene Ontology annotation, cellular component: chromosome, centromeric region; chromosome passenger complex; spindle midzone. The record is from RefSeq and is a predicted model, not a curated record. Lineage: Eukaryota; Metazoa; Chordata; Mammalia; Monotremata; Ornithorhynchidae. Gene Ontology annotation, biological process: mitotic sister chromatid segregation.
CCGUUGACGCCCCUCACCUUGUGCGCUGCGCUCCGCUCCGCUCCCUUCCUUUCCUCUCCCCGCUAUGGCCCCCGCCCGGAAGAAGGCCGCCCCCCGGCCCGGGAAGGCCGCUUCGGCGCGCAACGUGAAGCUCGCCGCCUUCCUCCAGGAUUUCGACCGGGAAGUUGAAAUCAGGUCCAGACAAAUGGAAUCAGAAGCCCAGAACCUUAGAAAGGAAGUGGAGGAUCUAUUCAACGUCGAGAUCCUCCGUCUCCCCCAGACUCUGCGAGAGAUGAACUGGCUCGAUUACAUGGCUCUGGGAGGAAGCAAGCGGGCUCUGGAAGACGCAGCAACGGCUGAGCUGGACCUUUCUGAAAUAAACAAGCUCACAGAGAUUCAGACGCCCUUGAAACCCGUCAAAGCAAAGAAAACGGCUGAAGAAGUUGUCGUAAUUAGCAAAGAACCAGAGCUUUAUCCUCAAACCACCAAGUCUCGUGCCAAAAAGUGUCCUCCUAAGAGGAAGAGAGCGCCUUCAGUAAGAACAAAUAGCAGAACUAAAAGGGCGGGCUCAAGUAAUCUAAUCACUCCGGCCACUGGCAGAAGCGACUCCUCCGUGUUGGGGAUAACUCCGAGCUUCACGUCCCGCUUUGAUUCCAGUAUCUUCAAGACCCCAGGACUGCGGACUCCCGCCGCCAGAGAGAGGAUCUACAACAUCUCGGUCAACGGGAGCCCCCUGGCUGAUCACAACGAGAUCUUCCUCACCGUGCCCGUGGGAGGCGGGGAGAGUAUGCGUCUGCUGGCCAGUGAUUUGCAAAAAAUGGAUCUGGCACGUCUGGAUCCAGAAGCUUUGGGAAACAUCAAGAAGUUAUCGACUCGACUUGCGCAAAUCUGUACCAGUUUAAAGCCUCAAAAAUGAAACUCCAGGAUUCUUGGAGACCCUCAAGCCACUCAGCCAUGGGAUCUGCACUUCCACUCCCAAAGCAAUCACCGUCUCUUGGUUUCUCCUCACUGGGCUUGUUUGCUGGGUGCGAAGUUCUGGUAACUUGUCAAUCACUGGGAAGACCAAGUAAGCUCUCCCCGCUCACCUCCCAUCAUCCCCCAUUCUUAUCCCUCGUGCCGCCGAGGAAACGGUGAGAGUGGCGAACAGACUUUGGGCCGCAGCUUUGCAUUCCCCACUGUUGAUGAGCCAAGUUUUUUGGAUUUAGCCCCAGUUUGUGUUUUAUGUGGAAAGAGUAUCCUCCCUGUCGGAGCUUUUUCCCACCCCCAUCCCUUUCGAGGCAGCCGCCGUCCAGCCCUACAGCCCGAAGGCUCGAGGUUGCAUCUCCCACUUCUAUCCAGCCGUCUUCCCCUUCCCACACCUGCCCUGGGACCUGAAAGCUAGAGCCUUUUGCAGUCAGGUGUACCACAUUCCCUUCCUUUCGUAUACUCGUAGUAUCCCCCGGUGAAGUCUUUGUGUUCCUGUAGACAGAGAGUACUGUGUCCCCAGAGGUCUUGCCCCGAGCCUCGUAAAAUGGCCUUGUGGACUAAGGAAAUGCUGAACUCUGAAGGGACGCUGACUAUUAAAACGUUGCCCGGGGAGGUGGAGUAAAUGUCCACAUGCAGCUACUAGGGUUUCAUUAACAGAGGGUUUAGCAGACCACAGUCUGCCUUGACAGAGUUGUCUUUGUUCUCUAUAUUUGUGCUUUAUUACUUGAGCACUUUUGGAAACCUGAUCCUGUACAGAUUUGGAUUUUAUUGUUUGCUAUCCUUUUUCCUAAUUAAACAAUGAUUUUGUAUAUAGUUCA